UGAGCGCGCGGGGGUCUCCCGCGUCCGUGCCUCGGCCGGCGGAGCGCCCACCCCACCGUGGCUCCCGGAGCGCGGGGCGGCGCCACCCUCCGGCCGCAGCGCGGCACUGCACGGCCGCCUGCGACUUUCGAUGUUCCACACUCCCGGGCCGGAGCCUCGGCGGCGGCGGCGGCAGCUUUUUUUUUUUUCCCCGCUCCCCCCCCUCGGUUCUCUCCCCCCCCUCAGCUGCCUCCAUUUCCUCAAGGAAGGCUCCACGGCGCUCUCCCUCCCCCACAGCGUAGCGGCGCACGAGCGGGCCGGGCGGGCGGCCGAGAAGUUUUCCCAGAGAUCACUUAACCAAGAUGUCCAGUGAUAGGCAGAGGUCGGACGAUGAGAGCCCCAGCACCAGCAGUGGCAGUUCAGAUGCCGACCAGCGGGACCCUGCAGCUCCAGAGCCUGAGGAACAGGAGGAGAGGAAGCCUUCUGCUACCCAGCAGAAGAAAAACACCAAACUUUCCAGCAAAACGACUGCUAAAUUAUCCACGAGCGCUAAGAGAAUUCAGAAGGAGCUAGCUGAAAUCACUCUUGAUCCUCCUCCCAACUGCAGUGCUGGGCCUAAAGGAGAUAACAUUUAUGAAUGGAGGUCGACUAUACUUGGUCCACCAGGUUCUGUAUAUGAAGGUGGUGUUUUUUUUCUGGAUAUCACGUUUUCUUCAGAUUAUCCAUUUAAGCCACCAAAGGUUACCUUCCGCACCAGAAUCUAUCACUGCAACAUCAACAGUCAGGGAGUCAUCUGCCUGGAUAUUCUAAAAGACAACUGGAGUCCUGCUUUGACUAUUUCAAAGGUUUUGCUCUCUAUUUGUUCCCUUUUGACAGACUGCAAUCCUGCGGAUCCUUUGGUUGGCAGCAUAGCCACUCAGUAUUUGACCAACAGAGCAGAACAUGACAGGAUAGCCAGACAGUGGACCAAGAGAUACGCAACAUAAUUCUCAUAAUUUGUAUGCAGUGUGAAGGAGCAGAAGGCCUCUUCCCACUGUGCUUCGGAUCUUUAUAGCCUUUACAAUACGGACUUCUGUGUAUAUGUUAUACUGAUUCUACUCUCUGCCUUUAUCCUUUGGAGACUGGGAGACUCCCCCAAAAGGUAAAUGCUAUCAAGAGUAGAACUUUGUAGCUGUAGAUUAGUUACGUUUAAAAUGCCUACUUGCAAGUCUUGCUUCUUUGGGAUAUCAAAAUGUAUUUUGUGAUGUACUAAGGAUACUGGUCCUGAAGUCUACCAAAUAUUAUAGUGCAUUUUAGCCUAAUUCAUUAUCUGUAUGAAGUUAUAAAAGUAGCUGUAGAUGACUAGGAAUUAUGUCAUUUGUAUUAAGCCCAGAUCUAUCUCUGAGUAUGUGGUUCAUGCUGUUGUGAAUAUGUUUUACCUUCCCCCUUUGUCAGUUUGUAAUGAGAGGAUUUCCUUCUACCCUUUGUAGCUCAGAGAGCACUGAUGUAUCAUCUCAAACACAAUAAACAUGCUCCUGAAGGCAUAGUUUCUUGUCGUAAUGUUGAAAGUCUUGUCAGAAGGUGUGUCUGAGAUGAUUGUUGAUGAAAUAAAGAUGUGGCUAUGAAGAUUGAUUAUUAAGGACUAAUACAAAUGGAUGAAUUAUUAAAUUGAAAGCAUUUAAAAAUCUUAAGCGUGUAGAGUUUUUUCCUUUAAGGAGAGCAUAUAGUGGGCUUAAAUGUGAAGCUGGAUUUAAACCAUUGGUCUUUAAAAAACAAACAUGAAUUCUACAUUGAUGAUGUAAUAUUUGAGUUGAAAAUGAAGUCCUGGGAUAUUCAGGACCCGCUCCAUGUCUUACAGAGCAUUUUGUUUCCAAAUUGGUGAUGUCUAUUAAAAGUUGGGCAAUACUGUCAGAUAAUUGCUAUUCUGUGACUGCUUUUCUAUGGUGCUUUUCCCUUUAAUCCUGAUCUUGAAUUUUUAUGGUGCAUUACUGUUACUGUGAUCAUGGCCAGCAAGUGUAGCCAGAGGCGCAAAGGCCCUGUUUCCCUUAAGGUAGAGGUGUGUUCAUGUGCAGAUGUGGCACUCUCUGUUGAAGACAUACUAUUGUAAGGAUGUAGAGCUUAAAUAACUUCUAACUGUAAUUAUGAAGUGUACUGUUUAGCUUGUAAUUAUUAAGCUUUCUUAAGAGAAUUGUAAACAAUAUGAUUGUACUAUUUUUUUCCCCUGUGCCUGGAAUAAAUUAUCUGUGGUCAGUUUCUUUAUCGAUCCUAAA
Microtus oregoni (creeping vole) is the source of this 2228-nucleotide messenger RNA. It is a transcript of the gene Ube2e3, whose product is annotated as ubiquitin conjugating enzyme E2 E3. Gene Ontology annotation, cellular component: nucleus. Gene Ontology annotation, molecular function: ubiquitin conjugating enzyme activity. Bases 342 to 965 code for a protein of 207 amino acids. The record is from RefSeq and is a predicted model, not a curated record. Lineage: Eukaryota; Metazoa; Chordata; Mammalia; Rodentia; Cricetidae. The transcript has 6 exons. Gene Ontology annotation, biological process: protein polyubiquitination.